GGACAUCCCACAGAAACACCUUACUGACACAGUUCUUUAUAAAUUUUGCGGAGAAGAUAAAUUUAUUUGUGUUUGCUGGAUAUCAUAACAUUCAGCGGAAUCAUGCCUAAAGCACCAAUCAAGGUUUGUAUUACUGGAGCUGCUGGCCAGAUUGCAUAUCUUGUAUAUUCAGUUGCCAAAGGAGAUGUUUUUGGUAGUGAUCAGCCAUUGGUCUUAACUCUUCUUGACAUUCAACCAAUGCUUGGCUCAUUAAAUGGUGUUUGCAUGGAGCUUCAAGAUUGUGCUUUCCCAUUAUUGAAAGAAACCAUCCCCACAGCUGAUGAAAAGGUAGCUUUUAGCGAUAUUGAUGCUGCAAUAUUGGUUGGUGCAUUUCCUCGUAAAGAAGGCAUGGAAAGAAAAGAUCUCUUGCAAAGAAAUGCAAAAAUUUUUGAAUCACAAGGAAAAUCUCUGGAGCAAUUUGCCAAGAAAACUGUCAAGAUACUAGUCGUUGGUAAUCCUGCAAACACAAAUUGUUGCAUAGCAAAACAUUUUGCUCCAAGUAUUCCAGACAAAAAUUUCUCCUGUCUCACCAGACUGGAUCAAAAUCGUGCUUAUGCUCAGAUUGCAUUGCGUCUCAAGACUAGCGCUGAAAAUGUCCGCAAUAUAACCAUAUGGGGAAAUCAUUCCUCGACCCAGUACCCUGAUGUAAAUCAUGCUUCAGCUUCUCUGGAUGGAGUUAAUUAUAAAGCGGUCAGAAGUCUGGUUAAUGAUGACAACUGGCUUAAUGGUGAUUUUAUUACGACUAUUCAAAAGCGAGGUGCAGCUGUAAUUGCCGCUCGCAAACUUUCCAGUGCCAUGUCUGCUGCUAAUGCUAUUUGUGAUCACAUGAAAAAUUGGUGGUUUGGAACAUCAGAGGGUAAAUGGGUAUCAAUGGGAGUAUAUUCUGAUGGCUCAAAGUAUGGUAUACCCGAAGGAAUCAUUUACUCCAUGCCAGUGACAAUUGAUGGAAAUCGCGAGUGGACUGUUGUACCUGAUUUGAAUAUUGAUGAUAUUUCCCGUGAGAAAAUGGAUUUGACUGCUCAAGAACUUGUCGAAGAAAAGAAAGCGGCCUUUUCUUUUCUUUCAUCGUGACUAUCCAAGAGUUAUCUUUAAGGAAUACAAACGGCAUUUUACGAUAACUCUGAAAUUAUCUUGUGUGAAGUAUUUUGUUGUGAUUAAAAUUAUGAAGUAAAA
Molecule: messenger RNA, 1212 nt
Organism: Xenia sp. Carnegie-2017
Lineage: Eukaryota; Metazoa; Cnidaria; Anthozoa; Malacalcyonacea; Xeniidae
Product: malate dehydrogenase, cytoplasmic-like
Biological process (GO): oxaloacetate metabolic process; malate metabolic process; tricarboxylic acid cycle
Cellular component (GO): mitochondrion; cytosol
Molecular function (GO): L-malate dehydrogenase (NAD+) activity
Source: RefSeq, a predicted model, not a curated record